UUCUCCAAACCCUAACCCUAACUCAGAAAACAACACCAAAAACCCUAACCCUAAUCCUUGGAAUAACGAUUCGGCAGAGAAAAUUUCCUUCCAUGGAUUCUCAAUUCGAAACGGCCUCGCAACCCGACCCGGCUACCGACGCUUACAUCUUCCUCGAAUUUAACACCCAAGGCGAGUCCGAUUUCGAAUACACGGACUUCCGCGACACGAUUCGUUCUUGGCCCACACCCUCCGACACCACUGCCGCCGAUCGCUCCGGCUCCGACCACCAGUCGGACACUGCUGCCUCCUCUUCACCCUCUAGCGCUUCCAAAGGCGCUGGCCGUGGCGCAACGAGCAAUAACAACAGCAAUAGCAAUAGUGUUAGCAAUAGUGGGGCCGUGGUUGAUGCGUUAGCGACGGGGAUUAGUGGAUUGAAUUUUGAGGAGACGGUUGGGGAUGAGGAUGGCGGUUAUGAGUACGGAAAAGGUGAUUUCGCCGAGCACGCUUGUAGGUAUUGCGGGGUUUCGAAUCCAGCUUGCGUGGUUCGCUGUAACGUUCCUUCGUGUAGGAAGUGGUUUUGUAAUUCAAGAGGGAAUACAUCAGGCUCGCAUAUUGUGAAUCAUCUUGUACGAGCUAAACACAAGGAAGUCUGCCUUCAUAAGGAUAGUCCUUUGGGAGAAACAAUUCUUGAAUGCUACAACUGUGGAUGCAGAAAUGUUUUCCUUCUUGGUUUUAUAUCUGCUAAGACAGAGAGUGUUGUUGUUCUUCUUUGUAGGGAACCUUGUUUGAAUGUUAAUGCUUUGAAAGACAUGAAUUGGGACUUGAGUCAGUGGUGUCCCCUUAUUGAUGAUAGGUGCUUUUUGCAGUGGCUGGUUAAGAUCCCAUCCGAACAAGAACAGUUAAGGGCACGACAGAUAAGUGCUCAACAAAUAAACAAGGUAGAAGAGCUUUGGAAGACAAAUCCUGAUGCCUCCCUUGAAGAUCUUGAGAAGCCUGGUGUAGAUGAUGAACCUCAGCCUGUGGCCUUGAAAUAUGAAGAUGCUUAUCAGUAUCAAAAUGUUUUUGCGCCACUUAUUAAGCUGGAAGCUGACUAUGAUAAAAUGAUGAAAGAAUCUCAAAGCAAGGACAAUGUCACAGUUCGAUGGGAUAUUGGGUUAAACAAGAAACGUAUUGCAUAUUUUGUCUUUCCAAAGGAAGACAAUGAGCUUCGUCUAGUACCUGGUGAUGAGUUGCGACUGCGGUAUUCAGGAGAUGCUGCCCACCCAGCAUGGCAGGCUGUUGGGCAUGUGAUCAAGCUAACGGCACAAGAGGAGGUUGCCCUUGAGCUCCGUGCCAGUCAGGGAGUGCCUGUUGAUGUGAACCAUGGGUUUAGUGUUGAUUUUGUCUGGAAGAGUACAAGCUUUGACCGGAUGCAGGGGGCAAUGAAAACAUUUGCAGUCGAUGAAACAAGUGUUAGUGGAUAUAUUUACCACCAUUUGCUUGGCCAUGAAGUUGAGGUUCAGAUGGUUCGUAACACAUUGCCUCGUCGUUUUGGUGCACCUGGUCUGCCAGAAUUGAAUGCAUCUCAAGUUUUUGCUGUAAAGAGUGUUCUUCAGAAGCCUAUAAGCUUGAUUCAGGGGCCCCCUGGCACAGGAAAAACUGUCACUUCUGCUGCCAUUGUAUAUCACAUGGCUAAACAGGGUCAGGGGCAGGUUCUGGUGUGUGCUCCAAGUAAUGUGGCUGUUGAUCAGCUAGCUGAAAAGAUAAGUGCUACUGGGUUAAAGGUUGUAAGGCUUUGUGCGAAAUCAAGGGAAGCCGUGAGUUCUCCUGUUGAACAUUUGACGCUUCAUUAUCAGGUUCGACAUCUUGACACAUCUGAGAAGAGUGAACUUCACAAGUUACAACAAUUGAAAGAUGAACAAGGUGAGUUGUCAAGCAGUGAUGAGAAAAAGUACAAAGCACUGAAGCGAGCAACAGAGAGGGAAAUAUCCCAAAGUGCUGAUGUCAUUUGUUGCACUUGUGUUGGGGCUGGAGAUCCUAGAUUGGCUAAUUUUCGGUUCCGCCAGGUUCUUAUUGAUGAAUCUACUCAGGCGACAGAACCUGAGUGUCUCAUUCCUUUAGUUCUUGGAGCGAAGCAGGUUGUUCUUGUCGGUGAUCAUUGCCAACUUGGUCCUGUUAUUAUGUGCAAGAAAGCAGCUCGUGCAGGACUAGCGCAGUCUCUAUUUGAACGUCUAGUUUUACUUGGUGUUAAACCAAUUAGAUUGCAGGUUCAAUACCGAAUGCACCCGUGUUUGUCAGAGUUUCCUUCUAACAGCUUCUAUGAAGGCACAUUACAAAAUGGAGUGACAAUCAAUGAAAGGCAGUCAUCGGGCAUUGAUUUUCCUUGGCCUGUGCCAAAUCGUCCCAUGUUUUUUUAUGUACAGAUGGGACAAGAGGAGAUUAGUGCUAGCGGAACAUCAUAUCUCAAUCGAACUGAGGCCGCAAAUGUUGAGAAGAUUGUAACCACAUUCUUGAGGAGUGGUGUUGUUCCUAGUCAGAUUGGGGUCAUAACACCUUAUGAGGGACAAAGGGCAUAUAUUGUGAAUUAUAUGUCAAGAAAUGGUGCUUUGAGACAGCAGCUUUACAAGGAAAUUGAGGUUGCAAGUGUUGAUUCAUUCCAAGGACGGGAAAAAGAUUACAUCAUCUUGUCUUGUGUGAGAAGUAAUGAACAUCAGGGCAUUGGAUUUCUAAAUGAUCCUCGCAGGCUCAAUGUUGCCCUAACACGUGCUCGAUAUGGUAUUGUAAUUCUUGGAAACCCUAAAGUUCUUAGCAAACAACCUCUGUGGAAUGGUUUAUUGACACAUUACAAGGAACACGAGUGCCUGGUUGAAGGACCCCUCAAUAACUUGAAGCAGAGUAUGGUUCAAUUCCAAAAGCCCAAAAAGAUCUACAAUGACCGGAGACUUUUCUUUGGUGGUGGACCUGGGAUUGUGCCUAAUGAUAAUAUUGGGUCUGCUGCCUCAUCUAGUCCAAAUGCUGAUAGAAGAAGCAGUCGUGCUAGGGGUACUUAUAUGCCUCCAGGCCCGCCCAAUGGUACUCACAAGCCUGGAGUGCACCCUACUGGAUUCCCAAUGCCUCGGGUUCCUCUUCCACCAUUCCCUGGUUCUCCUUCUCAGCCUUAUGCUAUUCCAACUCGUGGAGCUGUACAUGGACCAGUGGGAGCUGUCCCCCAGGUCCCUCAACCAGGAAGUCGAGGCUUUGGGGCUGGGCGUGGUAAUGCAGGUGCUCCUAUUGGUAGUCAUCUCCCACACCAGCAAGGCACGCAGCAAAAUGUUGGAACAAUUGGAUCUACUUUUAACUUUCCUCUGGAGAAUCCAAACAGCCAGCCAUCUGUGGGUGGUCCAUUAUCUCAACCUGGAUUUGUUAACAAUAUGCCAGUCCAAGGGCCAAGCCAAACAUUUCGUGAUGGAUUUUCGAUGGGGGGAAUGUCCCAGGAUUUCUUGGGUGAUGAUUUCAAGAGCCAAGGCUCACAUGUUCCUUAUAAUGUUGCUGACUUUUCAACUCAGGCUUCUCAGAGUGCCUAUGCUGUUGAUUAUGUUACACAAGGAGCACAGGGUGGGUUUCCAGGGAACUUCCUAAACCAGAAUUCUCAAGCUGGAUAUUCUCGUUUUGGCACUGGAAAUGAUUUCAUGUCUCAGGACUACAUGAAUCAUGGAUCACAAGGCCUGUUUACUCAGGUUGGCUUUAAUGACCCUUCACAAGAUGAUGCAUCACAGAGCCACUUUGGUGUGGCUAAUCCAAACCAGCUUCAGUCUCAGGGCUUGAUGAAUUCUCUCUACUCCCAGCCCUUUGCCCACUACAACACACAGCCACUAAACUUGCAGGCUCCUCAACAGCAGCAACCUCAGCAGGGCCAGGGCUCUCAAAACCAGAAACUUCACUAUAAUGGUUAAGAAUAAGGAUGCAUUUGGAUGUGAUGGGUUAUAGUCUUUGCAAUCAGCAACUUGGUUUGUGCUGUCCUUGUGUGCCCAAAAUAUAUCCUGCUCUGAAGUGCAAAAUGUUUGCCGGUUUGAGGUCAGUCUAGUUCUGUCCAUAACCCGUAAGAUAUGAUUCCUGAUGAUGGGAAUAAAUAUAAUUGGAGUAAGGGUAAUGGCUAGCUAUGGGGCUAUGUGCAAACACUGGCAGUGCAUCCAGGGCUGAGAAAGAAAAGGAUAACCCCAAAUACCUGCUUGAAGUUUUGCAUUGUUUUGAAGAAAAAGGUUAUUGAUUCAAGAGAGAGCAUUACAUGGUAAGGUUUUGUGGAAAGGGUUUGAUGAUAACAGACGGCAGGCCGUUUGUCGACUUACGGGAUAAACCCAUUAUAGAUACAGAAAGCAGUUACAGGUGAUAAUUUUUGUACAGCAUGCUGGGGAAAAUUGCCUGACCCUUUCAGCUCUUCCUGACAUGUAACAUUACUCUUCACUAUUGUUAGUAGACGACGGCGAUAUGCUAGAAGUGUUUCCUAGUGCUUGUAGACAUGACUGGUAUAUAUGAAAUGUUGAUGAUGGCUUUGAUGUGAGAAAAUUGGGUUUGUUUGACUUA
Theobroma cacao (cacao) is the source of this 4521-nucleotide messenger RNA. It is a transcript of the gene LBA1, whose product is annotated as RNA helicase. The record is from RefSeq and is a predicted model, not a curated record. Gene Ontology annotation, cellular component: cytoplasm. Gene Ontology annotation, biological process: nuclear-transcribed mRNA catabolic process, nonsense-mediated decay. NCBI's taxonomy places the organism in Eukaryota, Viridiplantae, Streptophyta, Magnoliopsida, Malvales, Malvaceae. Gene Ontology annotation, molecular function: DNA binding; RNA helicase activity; RNA binding.